This is a messenger RNA of Astrephomene gubernaculifera, 1281 nucleotides long. NCBI's taxonomy places the organism in Eukaryota, Viridiplantae, Chlorophyta, Chlorophyceae, Chlamydomonadales, Astrephomenaceae. The record is from the annotation of a GenBank genome assembly.
GUGUUUUUCAUUGCGUGCAAUAUGACACCGAAGAGUAGUAACAUGGGUGUGCUGCCUAGGUUAGGACACAAAAGUGGCAUAUGGCAACAACUAUAUUGCUCGUAAAAGCAUACACCUUAGCAUACCCAAUUCAAUCUCUUUCCUUUUAUAGUAUACUGCGGGUAAUCUUGCGCCCCGUGCUUGCCUAGUAUCUAGAAUGGGAGGACUUCUGUCGCGUGCUGGCACCGACACCUACUAUGCCAAUUAUGAGAAAGCAUUUGAGCGGCUGGAAAAGGAUAGCAGCAAGGUCCUGGACCGUCGCGUCAAACGCCGCAAGAGAAUGGACGCCUGCAGCAAUCUCGGCUUUUGGACAACCGCCGUUGCUUUCUGUGUUGCUCUUCUCUUGACAGCAUAUUUGCAGCAAGUCAGUACCCAGAAAUGGUACCAGAAGGCAGUCACCAUUCUUGGCGCGUUCGCUGCUCCACUUGUGUCAGCGCUGCUCUUUAAGGGUAUUCUUUGGUUGUUCCGCUUUGGGGAGGCCCGAGACGAGCGGUUCCUACGCAAGCUAAUGGAGGCAAAGCGUAAAAUGAUUAAGGACUUGAAGGACUCAACACGGUUUGAGCGGACAGCUGCGCUCAUAAAAAAGUACGACCCGGACGAGCAGCAUGCUGGCAGCCCCCGCCCCCGUGGACCUGUCCAACUUGGCGCGGAGAGCCUCCGGCGGCGUCAAGUGGCCACUGCCGCUGGAGCCGCCAGCAACAGCCAAGCUCCGAGCGCCUCGGUGACGCCACGGACCGGCGCACUGACGCCUGUGGGCGCAGGAGGUGCCCUGAUACGCCCGGCAGCGGCAGCAGCAUCGGCGGCAGUUUCUGUAGCGACCGGAACAGGGAAGGCCCUAAUGCCAGUUUUCGAGAGCUUGGCGAACAACCUGAUGGGUGACAACCCCGUGCUGGUCCAGGAGGCGCAUCACCUCCGGGAGGAGAACAACGUCCUUAAAGCGAAGCUGGCGGAGAUAGAGGCGCGCCUCGCGAAAGUGGGAGGUGAUGAGGCCCCAGCCUCCCCACCUGCCAAGGUAGUGGACAAAGCUUCCUCUGGGUAGGCAUAGGGUAGCCAUGGAUACCGAAUAGGUAGCAAAGGUUUGCAGUGACCGGCAUGGUAUUGGCUUCUUGACCUUGAUAGCGUAGCUUGUAGAUCUAUGCUGAGGUACUGAAAUAUGCACGUGGUUGAGAAGUGACGCAUGAGUGGCAGUGUGGCGUGAGGUGUACAAGUGAGAGGAUGCUUUCAAUACAGGAUAACAGGCCC